Molecule: messenger RNA, 2610 nt
Organism: Toxotes jaculatrix (banded archerfish)
Lineage: Eukaryota; Metazoa; Chordata; Actinopteri; Toxotidae
Product: WD repeat-containing protein 49
Exons: 14
Coding region: 1-2610 (869 amino acids)
Molecular function (GO): protein binding
Source: RefSeq, a predicted model, not a curated record
AUGAAUGUUUUCCUUUAUCUGAUCAUUCCUCCCUUCUGCAGUGAUCCAGCCGGUGCAGUCAGUCCUGCAGAGAAACUGAGCCCUGAGCACCUGCAGCUCCUGAGAAAUGCAUUUACCUCUCCAAAAGCUGGAGUGCAGAUACACGAGAACAGGCCGAGUGGAAGGAGUGGAAAGAACAGAGGAGGAAAAGAAGAGCGUGGAAUGAAGUUCGAAGAAUUUCGGGAGGUUUUGAGGUUGGUGAUUGGUCCAGACGUCGAGGACACAUGGGUCGAGAGAUUUUUCAGUGAGGUAGAUAUAAGUUGUACAGGUGAGGUGAGGUGGCAGCAGCUGUGUUCCUACCUGCUUCUGGAGUACACUGAAAGAGAGCGCGCCUCCAUCCCCACAGCUGCUCUCCUGGACUCCCAGCCACAGUUUAGGCACUGCUCUCACAACAAGCGGGAACCAACAGUGCGUGUGGUUGCUGUUACCCAUCCUCCUCCACUCCGCUAUAUAAGUGUCAGUAAGGGGGGCCAGGUCACUGUCUGGAACAGCAGCCUACACAUCCUCAAAACUGUUGGGCUGGCUGGAGACCCGACAGAGGAAGUGGCAAACACGAGGAGGUUCAGAGGCUGGACCACUGAUGCAGUGUAUAUGGCCAGUGUCCACAAGGUUGCCAUAGCAACCGACUGCAGGGACUUGCACUUUGUCAAUGUCUCUACAGCCAGUAUAUUUGAGGAUGUCCACCUAUUUGGGUUUCGUUGUGUCCCCACUGCUCUUUGUUACUGGCAUGAUGUCCAGUGUCCAGAGCGUUCCCCUCUGCUGCUGCUGGGGGAUGAAAAGGGAGGAAUCCACCUGAUGUGGUUCCUGAAGCCUUCUAAAGGUCUUUUUAAGAAUCCCUCCAUGAAACAGAACGGCCCACACAGGAUCUUUUUCCCAGACCUGAGUGAACACAGAAGCAUGGUCUCCUACCAUUACAUCCCCAACAUCCACCAAGAACCAAUCAACAGAGUGAUGUUUGAGCCCAGUACCAGUGUCAUCAUGACAUCUUCAGAAAGUGACACCACCUCUGUGGUCUUCACGAAUGUGACGCUGAAGCGGGAGCCGUACGUUUGGAAAAUUAAUCAGGGGGCCAAAUGCUUCGACUACAAUGCUUCUCUGCAGUUGAUGGUCACAGGAGGUUGUGACCGAGCAGUCAGACUGUGGACUCGAUUUGUGACCACACGUCCCGUAGCUACACUGCUGGGUCAUCACGCCACUAUACUGGAUGUUGCAAUCUACCAACCUGCUGGGCAGAUCUUCAGCUACGCCAGAGAUGCUGAGCUGAAGGUUUGGGACAUUUCCACACAUCACUGUCUGAAAACUGUCCGCCUGCACUUCCCAUGCCUACAGCCAGGUCGAAUCCCAGAACACGGCAACUUCCCUUUCCUGUUGCUGAGACCUCUUCUUCCUGAAGAAACACAGCCUCAUUUAGUGGUCGGAUGCAAAGAUUACCUGGCGCUGCUCAAUCUGGCUGAAACGAGGAGAGGAUCAGGUGGAUGGUUGACAAAUGAAGGAAGGGAAUUUGGGCCAGAAAUUCAAAGUGGUCCAGCCCUCUCCUGUGCUCUGUACAACCCCACCCUGAGACAGGUGGUGACUGGACAUGCCAACUCAUCUGUGUCUCUGUGGGAUGUAGAAACAGGUAGGAGACGACUCCAGAUCUUAAACGCUCAUGGAGAAGAUGAACUCCUCUGCAUGACACUAGACUCUUCCCAAAGAAGACUGAUAACUGGGGCUCGCAACGGCACCAUUAAGGUGUGGAACUUGCUGAAUGGCCUUAACCUGCACAAGCUGGAGCCUAUCAGCAACUCUGAAGUCACCAGGCUGACCUGUCUCCAUGACAACAAGCUGCUUGCUGUGGGAUGGAGCCAGCGGAUCGCUCAGUACGACAUCGCAGCAGCCAAGGACUUGUAUGUGAGAGCAGACCUGUCGUGGAAGUCCAGCGGUGUCCAUAAAUCCGACAUCCUGGCUGUGUGUCAGUGCUCUGCUCUGGGGGUCAUUGCCACAGCGAGCCACGAUGGAGAGGUCGUCAUCUGGAGGCUGGAGACACAGGGACCACUGCUCCACCUGCAGAGAGAGAGACAGGCGGGAGUGGUGCCCCCUGUGGACAGCCUCUUAUUCCUGCAGCAUCGAGCUGGCAACAGAAAGCUGAGAAACAGAGGUGUCCUGGUGUCAUCGCAGGCUGGCUGUCUGUCCUUUUGGAGUGUCACUGGACAGACACACGCUUAUGGUCGGUUUUAUGCUCCACAGGAGCCAGGUGCUCGUGUGCUGAGCCUUAGCUCAGACCAGCCUAAUAACACAAUCCUGGUCUCUGGAGACACAACAGGCUGGCUUCAGGUCUGGGACAUCUCUCAGUAUGCACUAGACAUCCAACAUGAGACAAUUUGUGAAUGCCCUACUCUACUGCAGCGAUGGAAGGCACAUAAGAGUGGGUUAGUAAGUGUGGAAGUCCUCGAGGUGGCUGACAGACUGUUCGUCCUCACAGCCUCAGCUGAGGGUUCUGCUGGACUGUGGACAAAGGACGGAGAUCAUGUGGGAUCUUUUGGACAGGAGGUGAUGUGGAAUAUCACUGACGCAGCUGCGUACCAGAGGUGA